Culex quinquefasciatus (southern house mosquito) is the source of this 3047-nucleotide messenger RNA. RefSeq names its product synaptotagmin-11 (gene Syt4). Bases 465 to 1904 code for a protein of 479 amino acids. NCBI's taxonomy places the organism in Eukaryota, Metazoa, Arthropoda, Insecta, Diptera, Culicidae. Gene Ontology annotation, biological process: cellular response to calcium ion; vesicle fusion; regulation of calcium ion-dependent exocytosis. Gene Ontology annotation, cellular component: membrane; synapse; axon. The record is from RefSeq and is a predicted model, not a curated record. The transcript is spliced from 3 exons. Gene Ontology annotation, molecular function: calcium-dependent phospholipid binding; SNARE binding; calcium ion binding.
GGUUUCUUCCCAGCAUCGGUCACUCUUCAUCGAACGGUAUCAAUGACCAGGUUGAUGUAAGACGACGGGCUUUUCCGGAGUGAGUUUUCGCGAGCUUUCUAACCUUUUGAGUGGAAAUUAGUGCAAGUUGGUGGAGUUUGAGGUGUUUGGAGGAAGAAUAACUCGGAUAAACUUGAAGAAAAGUUCUUAAUUUGGAGAAAAUAGUCCUUCAAAAAUUGAUAUCUCAAAUUUGAGGAGAGGAAAACCCUUCUCAAAGUGAAGUGUGAAUUCAACCUUUGUAACAAGGGAAGGGAAGAAAGUUAUCGAUUUGGUGAAUCAGUGGUGUGUUUGGAAAACAGCCGCCUCCAGCAGAAGAAGAGUGUUUCAAGUCCAGCUCCAGCUGCUUGCCAACCUUAAGUCGGAAGGGGACACUUAACCAACCGGACGCGGCGCAGUUCCCGAAUCUCUCACUCGGAUCGACCACCAUGGGAGACCACGGUGGCGGAAUCAUCGAUGGCGGUACCAGCCUGGAUAUGGCCACCCUCGAAACUGAUUACGUUGUUCUAAUUUCAGUCGUUCCAGCCGUGCUGGGCCUAACGGCGGCAGCCAUCCUCGCCGUGACGGCCUGUUUCUGUGCCCGGCGAAUCCGCCGCCAGAAGAAAAAGUCCGGCGGUCUCGAAGUGUCCGGAUUGCCAUUCCAGCCUCCAAGACCCCCACGAGCCGUCCGAUCCCCGAGCGGUCAGCCACCCCAAUAUCUGAAGAAGUCCCCUUCGCCAACCGGAAUCAAACCACCCCCCGGUGGACACCUUCCGGCGCAGUCCCCGACGGAACAGCAGAGCUGCAUCUCAACGAACUCAAUCCCGGCCCCGAUCAACACGACCACCACCAAGUACAGCGAAGAAAACGAACUGACCCCAUCCCGGAAGGUCCAGCUGGAGCCGAAAUCCCCCGUCGACGGAGACAGCUCCGUCGUGGAUGGGAACGAAAACUCCGACCUCACCGAGUACGGCCGCCUUGGAUCGAUCGUGUUCAAGUUGCGCUUCCUGGCCGAUCGAAGUGCGCUGGUAGUGUCGGUGGUGCGCUGUCGUGGACUUCCGGGAAAGAACCACAAUUCUACGACCACCGAUUUGACGGCACUGCCGGCUGGGCCGCUGUGCAACGGAAAUGGAAACGUCAAACAGAAUGCGACCGAUCCGUACGUGAAGCUACAGCUGCUGCCCGAUAAACAGCACAAGGUUAAGACCAGAGUGGUCCGCAACACGCGCAACCCGGUCUACGAUGAGGACUUUACCUUCUACGGGCUGACGCUGACCGAGCUGGCCGGCAUGUCGCUGCACUUUGUCGUGCUCAGCUUCGACCGGUACAGCCGGGAUGACGUGAUCGGCGAGGUGGUGUGCCCGCUGGCCGGAAUCGACCUGCAGCAGAUCGAGAACCAACAGGUGGCGCUGAGCCGCGAGAUUCAACCGCGCAGCCUGAAGAUCCGUGCCCAAGGCCGUGGGGAGUUGUUGAUUUCGCUGUGCUGGCAACCGGCCGCGGCCCGGCUCACGGUGGUCCUGCUGAAGGCGCGCAAUCUGCCCCGGAUGGACGUGACCGGGUUGGCCGAUCCGUACGUCAAGAUCUACCUGCUGUACAACGGGCAGCGGAUCGCCAAGAAGAAGACCCACGUCAAGAAGCGAACGCUGAGUCCGGUGUUUAACGAGAGCUUCGCGUUUGACAUCCCGUCCACGGAGGGCACCGGGGCCACGCUGGAGGGUGUUUCGCUCGAGCUGAUGCUGCUGGACUGGGACCGGGUUACGAAGAAUGAGGUUAUUGGACGUCUGGAGCUGGGUGGACCUCGAAGCACAGGGUCGGCCCUGAACCACUGGAAGGAGGUGUGCAACUCGCCACGCCGGCAGAUUGCCGACUGGCACAAGCUGAGGGAGUAAGUUGGGAAGGGGGAUUUUUGAGUUUUGAACUGACAAGUGAGGUUAUGUUUUGUGAAUGAAUGCAACAGAAAAAACAAGGAAACUUUAUUUAGUAUUUGAGACGAUGACUUUCUGACGAAAUGAUCUGACUGUUACGUUAAGUUAAUUCUAGCUUUGUAAAGACAUUUUCAGCCCAACUUUCAAGACAAGAUGGAUCCCAUUUGAAACAAAAUGGCCGCCAUCGAGAGUUGUCAACAAAUGGAAGGCGCCAUUUUGUAAAAAUGUUGACUCAGAAGAAAUUCUUACAAAAGCAGCGACUAAAGUUUCUGAUUUUGUACGCAAUUAUAUCUCAGUAAUCAAAUAAAUAAAAAAUAAAAACACAAAAAAAUCAGUAGCACUUUCAAAGCAACUUAUAUGAAAACACACACAAACACGCGUUAGCACGAAACAUCAUAACCAAGCCUCAACUUCUUCAUCUAAACAGAAAUUUAACCACAUUUAAUCAGUGCUAGAACAGUAAUAACAAAAAACAACGCUAAAAACGCACCUUUGAGCGAAAUACAAAUAUACAAAACAAAAAAGAUAAUGAAUGAGAAAAAAAAAAAACAAAAUUUUAGAGACAUAUUAUAACCACCACUGACUGCAGAAAUAAUAAAAACAAUGAGUAAAGCCAUUUCAGAAUGUUGCGACAGAAAGAAAAUGUCAAAGCAAAUGCUUAAAAAAAACCACUCACAGGCAACUAGAUCGAACAAGUGCACCGCUGAAACUAAACAACGUAGCAAAACUUAAAGUAAACAACAAGGAUAAGAAAAUGUGCCAGCCUAUUGCAAAAAGUUUGAGAAAAAUAUGCCAUCAUCGUUAAAAAGAGGGCACACAAAACAACACUCAAACUCACAGAUGUCGUUGUAAAUAAAGGUAAACCAAACAAAUUAUUAAAGUAUAACCAAAGAAGUAAAGAGACACACUUUUGGAAGGCUUCAAGCUUUGACAACAAAACAAGAAACAUUUAUAAAAUGGGGGGCGGACUGAUUCCGGAUCACUUUUUACAGGGUGUUUUGAUUGGAUUUUCGGACUGGGGAAUUUUUCGCGAAUUUGGGAGAAAAAUAAACAAAUUGUGUUUGAUGAACGAAUAAUACUGACACACAAACACACACUCAAUGCAUA